GUGGAAGGCGAUCCGGAUAAGUGUGGGGUCAGAGUGAGUGGAAUAUGCCAUGCCAUGCCAUGGAGGAGGGGAGUGGGACGAUUAGCAUCGCCACGGCGGCAUGAGUCAUCCACCUGCACUACGGCGUCACAAACAACGAAGAUGGAAGGAGAUAAAACGGACAACGAGAGCUGCGGUAGCAGAGUAAUUAGCGACGCCUUACCUACGUCGCAGGCUGCCCUGGACCGUCGUGAGCGCAUCAAACUAGAGGUUUUCGGUGAGGUUUUCCGCCGUCUCCGUCAAUCCGGCAUCCAAGACACGGAUCUUCCUGCUUUCGAGAACGAGCUCUGGACUCACUUCAAUCGCCUCCCGGCUCGGUAUGCUUUGGAUGUAAAUGUAGAGAGGGCAGAAGAUGUUCUGAUGCACAAGAGAUUGCUGCAUUCAGCUCAUGAUCCGGAUAACAGGCCAGCAAUCGAAGUUCGUCUCGUCCAGGUUCAACCUGCGGGGAUCUCAGCUGACUCCACCACCUUGGACUCUCUUAGUAAUGUGGCCGAUCAAACUUCUCCUACUCUCUCUACCAGAAAAAGCAUUCAUCCGCCGCCUGCAUUUGGUUCAUCCCCCAAUCUCGAAGCACUUGCACUUGCAGCAAGUAUAUCCCAAGACGAAGAGGGGGACAACUCUGUGCGUAACAAUUCACUGUAUUCACGGCCCUUGCAUGAGAUAACCUUUUCCACAGAAGACAAGCCUAAACUCCUUUUUCAGUUAACUGCAUUGCUAGCUGAGCUUGGGCUGAACAUUCAAGAGGCGCAUGCUUUUUCUACAACUGAUGGCUUCUCACUAGAUGUUUUUGUCGUUGAUGGUUGGCCAUACGAGGAAAUAGACAGACUUAGGAUAGCAUUGGAGAAAGAAGCAGCAAAGAUCGAGUUGCAAGACCAAAGCUGGCCUAUGCAGCAAUCUUUUUCCCCUGAGAAGGAAAGCGGGCAAGCAGGUGCCAGAACGGCGAAAGAUCAUGUUGCAAUACCCAAUGAUGGAACGGAUGUUUGGGAAAUCAACCUUAAAAACUUAAAAUUUGGGCAUAAAAUAGCAUCCGGUUCUUAUGGAGAUCUGUAUAAAGGCACAUAUUGUAGCCAGGAAGUUGCUAUAAAAGUCCUCAAGCCAGAGCGUCUAGAUUCUGAGCUAGAGAAAGAGUUUGCUCAAGAAGUCUUUAUUAUGAGGAAAGUUCGGCACAAAAACGUCGUUCAGUUCAUUGGAGCUUGCACCAAACCUCCUCAUCUGUGUAUAGUUACAGAAUUCAUGCCCGGUGGAAGUGUAUAUGACUAUCUACACAAGCAAAAGGGCGUCUUUAAGCUCCCAGCUUUGUUUAAAGUAGCUAUAGAUAUUUGCAAAGGGAUGAAUUACUUACACCAGAAUAACAUAAUUCACAGAGAUUUGAAGGCUGCCAACCUUUUAAUGGACGAAAAUGAGGUUGUUAAGGUUGCAGAUUUUGGGGUGGCUAGAGUAAAAGCACAAACUGGAGUUAUGACAGCCGAAACUGGAACAUAUCGGUGGAUGGCUCCAGAGGUGAUAGAACACAAGCCAUAUGAUCACAAGGCUGACGUUUUCAGCUACGGGAUUGUGCUAUGGGAGUUGUUGACUGGCAAGCUUCCAUAUGAAUUCAUGACGCCAUUGCAGGCAGCAGUAGGGGUGGUCCAAAAGGGAUUAAGGCCGACAAUACCGAAGAACACGCAUCCGAAGAUGAAAGAGUUAUUGGAGAGAUUGUGGGAGAAGGAUCCAACGCUGAGACCGGACUUCUCAGAGAUAACAGAGCAGCUGCAACAGAUAGCAAAGGAAGUAAGUAGGAGAAGAGGGGGAGGAGAAGAAAAAAGCUUCAACAGGAGGUGGCAUAUUUGCGGCCCUGAGGAGAAGCACAACACAUCACUGAUAAUUGCAAAGAAGAUGGUCUUCACUGAUAACCAUUUAUCCUUUAUAUCCCCUCUUCUCAAGACUUUAUACAGAGAGAGACAGACGGUACGGUAUAUAUAUAUAUAUGAGAGUGGAUCUGGUUCCCACCACCAUCCUUGUCGUCUUGGUCCCUAUCGUUCAAUCUGUCAAUUACGGUUGCUCCGAAUAGCUAUGAGUGGACGGCCGGCCAAACGGCCGAGAACCACCGACCAUUCCGUCGUGAAAAUCUGGGAAAGGGAGUUGGGUCAAUUGCCCAAUCGCAAUUUCUCCAACCGUUUUUCAGCCUCUGAGGAUCUAUUGCAGCGUCUCGGGCUCCACAAGAAGCUCCAAGAGCAUAGGGGUUGUGUAAACACAGUAAGCUUCAAUGCAGACGGAGAGAUCCUCCUUUCAGCUUCUGACGACAGGCAAGUCAUACUUUGGAACUGGGAGGCUGCUGCCGUCAAACUCUCAUUCGAUUCUGGCCAUUGCAACAACAUAUUCCAAGCCCAAUUUAUGCCUUUCUCUGACGACCGCAGCAUUGUCACUUGUGCUGCUGAUGGACAGGUCCGCUAUGCCAAAAUUCUCGAGUCCGGACAAGUAGAGACAAGUCUGUUGGGUAAACAUCAUGGACAGGUCCACAAAUUGGCCGUUGAGCCUGGAAGUCCAUUCUCAUUCUUUACUUGUGGCGAGGACGGGGUUGUAAAGCAUUUUGAUCUUAGGACUCGGGUGGCUACAAAUCUUUUCACUUGUAAAGAGGCAAAGUACAAUUUAAUAGUCUACUUGAAUGCAAUUGCAGUUGAUCCGAGGCACCCGCGUCUUUUGGCGGUGGCUGGAAUGGACGAGUAUGCUCGUGUCUACGAUAUUCGCAGCUAUCGCUCUGAGGGUUGGUAUCAUUAUGCCCAGCCCGUAGACCACUUUUGUCCUGCGCAUUUGAUUGGAGUCGACCAUGUGGGAAUCACUGGCCUGGCUUUCUCUGAUCAAAGCGAGCUCCUUGCUUCAUAUAGUCACGACUUCAUCUAUCUUUUCAGCCCUGGUAUGGGGCUGGGCCCAGACCCCUCUUCGGAGAGUGAGAGGAGUACGCCACAGGUUUACAAAGAGCACAAGAACCGUGAAACAGUCAAAGGUGUCAACUUUUUUGGACCCAAGUGUGAGUAUGUGGUUAGUGGUUCUGACUGCGGCCGAAUAUUCAUCUGGAGGAAGAAAGACGGAGAGCUUCUCCGUGCAAUGGAAGCAGAUAAUCAUGUUGUCAACUGUGUGGAGUCUCAUCCUCACAUGCCACUCAUGUCUAGUAGUGGAAUCGAGUCUGACAUCAAAAUAUGGACUCCUGGAGGAACCGAGAAGCUCACUUCGCCGGGAACUGCAACACAGGUGAUCUUGGAUAUUGUCUGA
Molecule: messenger RNA, 3288 nt
Organism: Thlaspi arvense
Lineage: Eukaryota; Viridiplantae; Streptophyta; Magnoliopsida; Brassicales; Brassicaceae
Source: the annotation of a GenBank genome assembly